This is a messenger RNA of Acanthosepion pharaonis, 618 nucleotides long. Lineage: Eukaryota; Metazoa; Mollusca; Cephalopoda; Sepiida; Sepiidae. The record is from the annotation of a GenBank genome assembly.
AUGUCCAAACAUUUUCCGGCUGAUUGUCUGUGUCCAUCCUUAUUCUAUGUCCAAACCUUUCCGGCUAUCAGUCUAUACCCAAACAUUUUCCGGCUGAUUGUCUGUGUCCAUCCUUAUUUUGGUUGCUUGUCUAUGUCCAAACACUUUCCGGCUAUCAGUCUAUACCCAAACAUUUUCCGGCUGAUUGUCUGUGUCCAUCCUUAUUUUGGUUGCUUGUCUAUGUCCAAACACUUUCCGUUUUUCAGUCUAUACCCAAACAUUUUCCGGCUGAUUGUCUGUGUCCAUCCUUAUUUUGGUUGCUUGUCUAUGUCCAAACACUUUCCGGUUUUCAGUCUAUACCCAAACAUUUUCCGGCUGAUUGCCUGUGUCCAUCCUUAUUUUGGUUACUUGUCUAUGUCCAAACACUUUCCGGCUAUCAGUCUAUACCCAAACAUUUUCCGGCUGAUUAUCUGUGUCCAUCCUUAUUUUGGUUGCUUGUGUAUGUCCAAACACUUUCCGGCUAUCAGUCUAUACCCAAACAUUUUCCGGCUGAUUAUCUGUGUCCAUCCUUAUUUUGGUCCUUGUCUAUGUCCAAACACUUUCCGGCUAUCAGUCUAUACCCAAACAUUUUCCGGCUGA